UCAGAGCGCAACAGACUUUAACAGUGCAACAGUAUACACAGCUUAGUAAACUUUCUAAAACCAAGAAAGCUUCUCAAAUAUACAACAUGAAGACAAUCGUACUUUUUGCCGGUCUCAUCUGCGCCUUCUGUCUGUUACAGGCGAUCAGUGCCGCACCUGCUGGAGCAGAUGUUGGAGAACCAGAGGAGACACAAUUGCCCGGCUUUGGGGAGCAACCGCUUUCGGAGUUGAUUCGUCAAAAGCGCGCCACUUGCGAUCUACUGAGCGGUUUCGGCAUCAAGCACAGUGCGUGUGCAGCUCAUUGUCUACUCCGUGGCAAUCGUGGCGGUUACUGCAAUGGACGUGGAGUUUGCGAAUGUCGUAAUUAAGGAUGUACGACUGAAUAG
Molecule: messenger RNA, 386 nt
Organism: Bactrocera dorsalis (oriental fruit fly)
Lineage: Eukaryota; Metazoa; Arthropoda; Insecta; Diptera; Tephritidae
Product: phormicin
Exons: 1
Coding region: 87-368 (93 amino acids)
Biological process (GO): humoral immune response; defense response to bacterium
Source: RefSeq, a predicted model, not a curated record